This is a messenger RNA of Calliphora vicina (urban bluebottle blowfly), 2836 nucleotides long. Its product is annotated as non-lysosomal glucosylceramidase. The coding region runs from base 51 to 2777 and encodes 908 amino acids. The record is from RefSeq and is a predicted model, not a curated record. Gene Ontology annotation, cellular component: membrane. Gene Ontology annotation, molecular function: glucosylceramidase activity; beta-glucosidase activity. The transcript has 10 exons. NCBI's taxonomy places the organism in Eukaryota, Metazoa, Arthropoda, Insecta, Diptera, Calliphoridae. Gene Ontology annotation, biological process: glucosylceramide catabolic process; carbohydrate metabolic process.
AAAAAUAAAACCACAAAAUUUGUUAAAACAUUAAAUAAUAAUCGUUAAUCAUGGAUUCGGUGAGUGCUAAUUAUGAGGAAUUACAGCAUAAUGAAGUUACGGCCAUACCCCAGUAUGGUUUGAAGCUUAAAUUCGAUCAUGUUUGGCCAGAGAAACGCAAUCAGAAUUUACGGCCGUCCAUUAAGCAAUCAUUGCCAUUGGUACCCUUGGCUUGCAGAUAUGCUGCCUACUAUUGGAAAGUGUCACGUGAGGGCAGACGCUGUUACAUGGACUACUAUUACAUGGAACAUGGCAAACAAAUUUAUGGUGUACCCUUGGGUGGCAUUGGCAGUGGCACCAUAGGUCGUGGUUAUGCUGGAGAAUUUUGCCGUUUCCAAAUGCGUCCGGGUAUUUAUGAAUACAACACUGUGCAGGCCAAUCAAUUUAUAGUGACAAUUAAGAAUCAACAAGAUGAAACUAUCUUUCAAAGUCUACUCUCGAAAUCAAAUGCCAGAGUAAAUAAUAAGUUUGUUAAAUGUCGUUUACCCAAUUGCAGUAACAAUCGUGCCAAGCAGCCUCUAAACACUUGGCAGUCCCAGUUAGAUGAUGCCAAAUGUAUUUACACUGGCUUAUAUCCCAGAUCUUGGACCGAAUAUGAUCUCUCCGAAUAUGGUGUACGUUUGGUGUGCCGUCAGAUAUCGCCUGUAAUGCCUCACGACUACAAAGAUUCCUCUUUGCCCUGUGCUGUGUUUGUAUGGUCGGUGGAAAAUGUGGGUGAGGAGGAACGCACUGUUUCCAUUACAUUUACGUUUAAGAAUGGCACUGGCAAUAAGAAACAGGAUUUAGAGGGAGCCGCCUCCUCUGAACUUUUCUCGGAGGGUAAUGCCAAAGGUGUUACAAUUAAUCAAAAGAUUAAUGAUAUGCCCUGUGCUUAUAAUUUGGCUUGUCGUGUUUUGCCCGAAAUCAAUAUCACCAGAUGUUUACAAUUUGAUCCCAGUGGCUCCGGAGAACAAUUGUGGCAGCAGCUAAAGGAUCAGGGUCAGCUUAAUGAGGAAACUGCUGAUGAAACUUUGAAAACCAAAGAUUUGGGUGUGGCUAUAUGCGCCCGAGUUUCGGUCAAGCCUAAAACUUCUCAUGACUUGGAGUUUGUUUUGUGUUGGGACAUGCCCAUUAUACAUUUUCCCAAGAAGCUGAAGGCCCAUACACGCUACUAUACCAAAUAUUUUAAUGCCUGUGGUGAUUCGGGACCCAAAAUAUGUGAAUACGCCUUAAAGCACUACUCCAGUUGGGAGAAGGCCAUAGAUAAUUGGCAAAAGCCAAUAUUAAAUGAUGAAGGCCUGCCUGAUUGGUAUAAAUGCGCCAUAUUCAAUCAGCUUUAUUUUAUAUCCGAUGGUGGUUCCUUGUGGUUACUGUGUGAUUCCUCUUUGGGUCAAGAUUUGGAGAACAAUGAUCCCCGACAUGCUUAUGGCCGUUUUGGUUAUUUGGAGGGCCAUGAAUAUCGCAUGUACAACACCUAUGAUGUGCAUUUCUAUGCCUCACCAGCCCUAGCCCAUUUAUGGCCCAAUUUACAGAUCAGCUUACAAUAUGAUUUCAAAGAUGCCAUUGCCGCCAAUCUUACCGACACCCGCAAAAUGUUAUACGAUGGCAAGGUAAUGCCUCGUAAGGUUAAGAAUUGUGUGCCCCAUGAUUUGGGCGAUCCGGAUGAGGAACCUUUCACCCUGAUCAAUUGUUAUAAUAUACACGAUGUCAAUGAUUGGAAAGAUUUGAAUACGAAAUUUGUCCUCCAAGUUUAUAGAGACUAUUAUGUGUUGAAUGAAUUGGCCCAGGCUCAGUCGGAUAAUCAGAGUAAAUUUAGUUCCAUUGAGUUCAUUGAUAAGGAGAGCUUGUAUGAGAUGUAUUCGCAGGAUAAUAAGCGUAAGAAUUCGGUGGAGGAUAAGAAAGAAAAUCGUAAAUCCGCCUCCAUGUAUAUUAACGAGACCAAUGGCAAAGUCUAUCUAAUGGAUGCCAUGACCUAUUUAAAAGCCAUGUAUCCCUCCUGCAAGGCCAUAAUGGAAAGAACAAUAGAAUAUGAUAAGGAUAAUGAUGGACUGAUUGAAAAUACCAAAAUGCCCGAUCAAACUUAUGAUUCCUGGGUAAUGGAGGGACCAAGUUCUUAUUGUGCCGGUCUUUGGUUGGCCGCCUUGCAAAGUAUGUCCGUUAUGUCUACUUUAUUGGAUCAACCCAACGAUUGUUUACGCUAUCAGGAUAUUUUGGAGAAGGGCAAACGUUCCUUAGAGGAGAAAUUAUGGAAUGGCAGUUAUUAUCGUUUCGAUACCUCCAACAGUCACAAGGACACUAUAAUGGCCGAUCAAUUGUGCGGUCACUGGUAUAUGAAGACCUGUGGUUUCGAUUAUGAGAUCUAUCCCAAAGAAAAUGUACGCUCGGCAUUGAAACGCAUUUAUGAUAAUAAUGUUAUGGGUUUCCAUGAGGGUAAUAUUGGUGCUGCAAAUGGUUUUAUAGCUAAUGCUGAUCCCGAAAAGCCCGGCCAUGUGGACACUAGCAGUAUCCAGGCUGAGGAAGUAUGGCCGGGAGUAACUUUUGCUUUGGCCGCCACCAUGAUCCAGGAGGGUAUGUUUGAAGAAGGCUUCAAAACAGCUGGGGGACUGUAUGAAACUAUUUCCCAGAAAUGUGGCAUGAAUUUUGAAACUCCAGAGGCUUUUUAUGGUGAAAAACGUUAUCGUUCUAUAGGCUAUAUGAGACCCUUAAGUAUUUGGUCCAUGCAGGUGGCCUGGGAAAGACGUAAAGCUUUGAGAGAUUAAAUUCAGUUAGAGUCACAAGAUAUAAACACAAUUUUAUAAAAUAGAGUUAAUGUGAAAAA